CAAAUUCAAUAUGGCUCCAACACCUGGGCUGGAAAACGCAAAUCCACUAAUAUUUGAGAAGUUAGAAGACAGGACAUUCACUGGUGAUGAUUAUAAUGAAUUAGUUACAGACGUAAUUGAUUCCAGAGAAGUGUUUGACCUAAUAAGAAAAAUAUAUGAUCCAGAACAUCCACUUACUUUGGAACAGUUGAAUGUUGUGGAAGAAAGUAGAGUCACGGUAAAUGAUGCUGAGAAUGAAGUUGUUAUUGAGUUUACACCUACUAUACCCCACUGUAGUAUGGCUACAUUGAUUGGUUUAGCAAUUCGAGUCAAACUCUUAAGGGCACUUCCUCCAAGAUUCAAGGUGGAUGUAUGUAUUACACCAGGGACUCAUGCAUCAGAAGAUGCAGUAAACAAACAGCUUGCUGAUAAAGAAAGAGUUGCUGCUGCUUUAGAAAACCCAUACCUACUAGAAGUUAUCAACCAGUGUCUUCACUCCAAAAGCUGAUGUGUUCAGUUUGAUAUGUAGAUUUAUAUGAAGCAUUAGUUUUUAGCCAACUGCUCAUAUGUAUGCAUGUAAAUUUGUUUAUUUCAGUAUAAUCUAAAAAUCAUUGGAAACAGAGAAUGUAAAUAAAAAAAAUUAUCUCUUGUGAUUUA
This is a messenger RNA of Limulus polyphemus (Atlantic horseshoe crab), 636 nucleotides long. It is a transcript of the gene galla-2, whose product is annotated as mitotic spindle-associated MMXD complex subunit MIP18-like. NCBI's taxonomy places the organism in Eukaryota, Metazoa, Arthropoda, Merostomata, Xiphosura, Limulidae. Gene Ontology annotation, biological process: iron-sulfur cluster assembly. Gene Ontology annotation, cellular component: cytosolic [4Fe-4S] assembly targeting complex. Bases 11 to 487 code for a protein of 158 amino acids. The record is from RefSeq and is a predicted model, not a curated record. The transcript is spliced from 5 exons.